This is a messenger RNA of Carassius carassius (crucian carp), 1814 nucleotides long. RefSeq names its product copine-8-like. Gene Ontology annotation, molecular function: calcium-dependent phospholipid binding. Gene Ontology annotation, biological process: cellular response to calcium ion. The record is from RefSeq and is a predicted model, not a curated record. Gene Ontology annotation, cellular component: plasma membrane. NCBI's taxonomy places the organism in Eukaryota, Metazoa, Chordata, Actinopteri, Cypriniformes, Cyprinidae. The transcript has 20 exons. The coding region runs from base 65 to 1792 and encodes 575 amino acids.
CCGAAUCCACGGACUGAAUGAUGCUCGCGGAGCGUGUCCGCGCUCCCCCGGCAGCAGCAGCAGCAUGUCCACAGUAAUGAGUGGCUUAUUGAAUAUGGCGAGUCUCGCGGAUUUCGAGCCGCUCGCAGCGGUGAUUCCCGCCACGAAAGUUGAGAUCACUGUGUCGUGCAGAAACCUCUUGGACAGAGACACCUUCUCAAAAUCUGAUCCAAUUUGUGUGCUGUACACUCAGACUGUGGCAAACAGGGAGUGGAGGGAGUUUGGCAGGACAGAAGUCAUUGAUAACACGCUGAAUCCAGACUUUGUGCACAAAUUCAUCCUCGAUUACUUCUUUGAAGAGAGACAAAAUUUACGUUUUGACCUGUAUGACCUCGACUCAAAGAGUGAAAACCUGUCCAAACAUGACUUCCUGGGCCAGAUGUGCUGUACUCUCGGAGAGGUGGUGGGCUCUCAGGGUAGUCGUAUGGAAAGAUCGCUUGUAGGCAUUCCUGGCAAGAACUGUGGAAUUAUUAUUGUGAAAGCUGAAGAACUUGGAAAUUGCAGGGAGUCAGUAUUGAUGCAGUUUUGUGGCAACAAACUGGACAAGAAAGAUUUCUUUGGAAAGUCAGACCCUUUCUUGGUCUUUUACCGUAGCAAUAAAGAUGGAACGUUUACCAUCUGUCAUAAGACGGAGGUGGUUAAAAACACGCUGGACCCUGUAUGGCAAGCCUUCAAGAUCCCAGUCAGAGCACUGUGUAACGGGGACUAUGACAGAGCAAUAAAAAUCGAAGUGUAUGACUGGGACAGAGAUGGAGGUCAUGACUACAUUGGCGAGUUCAGCACCAGCUACAGGGAGCUCUCUAAAGGCCACUCUCAGUUUACUGUAUGGGAGGUGCUGAACCCCAAGAAAAAGAAAAAAAAGAAGAAAUAUCUAAAUUCAGGAACCGUCACUCUGCUGUCCUGCUUCAUUGAUGUCGAGGUUACAUUUCUGGACUACAUCAAAGGAGGCACUCAAAUUAACUUCACAGUGGCCAUUGAUUUUACUGCAUCAAAUGGCAACCCUUCCCAGCCUACCUCUCUACACUACAUGAGCCCGUAUCAUCUGAAUGCGUAUGCACUGGCCCUCAGAGCCGUGGGGGAGAUUAUUCAGGACUAUGACAGUGAUAAGCUGUUCCCUGCACUGGGGUUUGGUGCAAAACUGCCACCCGAUGGCCGCAUAUCUCAUGAAUUCCCCUUGAACGGGAACCCAGAAAACCCAUACUGCAGUGGGAUAGAGGGCGUUCUAGAGGCGUAUUAUCAGAGUCUGAAGUCUGUUCGUCUCUAUGGACCAACAUACUUCUCACCUGUCAUUAAUCAUGUAGCAAGAUAUGCUUCAUUAGUAAAGGAUGGCUCCGAAUACUUCAUCCUCCUCAUCAUCUCUGAUGGGGUCAUCUCAGACAUGGCUCAGACGAAAGAAUCCAUCGUAAACGCCUCUAGUCUUCCGAUGUCAAUUAUCAUCGUUGGGGUCGGGCCAGCUGAGUUUGAUGAGAUGAUUGAACUAGAUGGAGAUGAAGUCAGGAUAUCAUCCAGGGGUCGCUUUGCGGAGAGAGACAUCGUGCAGUUCGUUCCUUUCCGAGACUACAUCGAUCGCAGAGGGAAUCACAUCCUCAGCAUGGCCCGUCUAGCCAAAGACGUUCUUGCGGAAAUCCCCGAUCAGUUCCUCCAGUACAUGAGGAGCAGAGGCAUCAAAGCCCAGCACUCGUCCCACUCCAGCUCGUCCAAACCCCCACCGACACUCGUCCACCCCGUCCAGCCGCUGCAGACGCAGAUCUGAGCCAUCCGUCGUCCUCUCUCAG